Messenger RNA from Amphiprion ocellaris (clown anemonefish), 1011 nucleotides. RefSeq lists its product as uncharacterized. The record is from RefSeq and is a predicted model, not a curated record. The coding region runs from base 1 to 828 and encodes 275 amino acids. The transcript has 2 exons. NCBI's taxonomy places the organism in Eukaryota, Metazoa, Chordata, Actinopteri, Pomacentridae.
AUGGAGUCUGAGUGGACCAUGUUCAAAACCUCCAUUGCUGAAGCAGCUGUUAGGAACUGUGGCCUGAAGGUCACUGGUGCCUGUCAUGGCGGCAACCCAAAAACCCGCUGGUGGACACCAGCGGUGAGGGAAGCCGUCAGACUGAAGAAGGAGGCCUUUCAGGCCUGGUCUCCUGAAGCGGCUGACAGGUACCAGUUGGCCAAAAGGGCGGCAGCUGUGACAGCUGCGGAAGCAAAAACUCGGGUGUGGGAGGAGUUUGGAGAGGCUAUGGAGAAGGACUUUUGGUUGGCCUCAAGGAAGUUCUGGCAAACUGUUCGACGCUUCAGGAAGGGGAGGCAGGGCUUUACUCAGGCUGUGUACAGUCGAGGUGGAGAACUGUUGACCUGUACUGGGGAUAUUGUCAGGAGGUGGACAGAGCACUUUGAGGAACUCCUGAACCUGGUAGACACGUCCUCCAUGAAGGAGGUAGAUCCUGAAGACUCAGGGGAAUCGUCAUCCAUAUCCAUGGCAGAGGUCGCCGAGACGUGGUCCUACAUCCCUCUAAUGACUAAACAUGGCGUCGCUGUGGAUCAUCUCGCUGUGACGGGGCUCAGACGACGACUCGGACCAUGUAGGGCUGCAGGAUCUGGAUCCACCAGGGAGUCGGUCCGAGACUUAUGGGUGCUGUCAGGGGUCCAGGGCCGAGUCCCGGCUGUCGGCUGCAUGUCGGAGUCCAGAGAGAUGCUUUAUAAUCGCGCUGUCCAUCACCCAGACAGCCCAACUCCCUCGCAGAGCAGCCGCUGUUUGCUUUUCCAGGAUCCUGCAGGAAAACACCAGAUUUCACUCUAAUGAGAACUCCCAAUAAAAGGCUUUAGAGAACGUCUGUGGUUUACAGGUUGUAGCGUUGGGUUUGUCAGAUGUUUAUCUUCCUCUAGCUUUGUGUUGUCGGUUCUUCAGUUCGCCUCACCUCCAACCUUCUGGGAAAAGCUGCACAGCAUCUGGACUCAUGUAGUAGGAACAUUUUAAUCUGCA